GGAGGUGCGCGGAGCCGUCGUACUACUUUUCCGUUGGAGUUAAGAAGUUCACGGUGGAUUCGAAGUGCAGUCUCUGCCGGGUCAGGGUCCCAGACUGACUAAGGGGAGGAAGCUCCUGGGAAACGAAUGAAGAAACACCUCUUACUACUCUUCACGUACAGGGGUCUUGUCAGAAAAGGAAAAAAGAGCAAAAGACGAAAAUGGCCAAUUUUAUCAUACGAUCCGCAAUUCCCGGUGACUGUAAAGACAUCUUGCGACUCAUAAAGGAACUUGCAAAAUAUGAAGAAAUGGAGAACCAAGUAGUUCUAACAGAGAAAGAUUUACUCGAAGAUGGGUUUGGUGAGCACCCGUUCUACCACUGUCUUGUAGCCGAGGUACCGAAGGACAACCAGACUGCUGAUGGAUACAAUAUUGUUGGGUUUGCGAUGUAUUACUUCACAUAUGACCCAUGGAUUGGAAAACUUCUUUAUCUUGAAGAUUUCUUUGUGAUGGAUGAGUUCAGAGGAUUUGGCAUCGGUUCAGAGGUGUUCAAGCACCUUAGUCAGAUCGCUGUGAAGUGUCGCUGCAGUAGCAUGCACUUCCUGGUUGCCGAAUGGAAUGAGCCAUCCAUAAAGUUCUACAAGAGACGUGGAGCUUCUGAUCUGUCUACAGAAGAAGGGUGGCGCCUUUUCAAAAUUGAUAAAGAGUACCUCUGCAAGAUGGCAUCUGAAGAGUGAAGAUCCUUUGUGGAACAGCCGAUUGUUAAAAAAUAAAGUUUCCCUUUUUAUGCUUAUGAUUCAGUAGAGUAUGUGCAUGAUCACUAAUUUUAAAGCUUUAACAGUUGCAUUGUAACUUGAGAUUUAUCACUUUUAUUCCAGUUUUUGUUUUCUUAAAGUUAAUUUGGCUCAAUAAUUGUGAAAGACCUUAACUCCUACAGUUCCUUCAACCAGAGAUCCUCAGGUGUGUGUAUAUAUGUAACUUCAUUCUUGUAAGUCAUUUGAUUGUGUACAAUGUACAUACUGGUGUGUAGGGUUUUUGUAUAACUUGUUUUUACAAAUUAAAGAGCAGCAUGCUGUUAA
Spea bombifrons (plains spadefoot toad) is the source of this 1058-nucleotide messenger RNA. It is a transcript of the gene SAT1, whose product is annotated as spermidine/spermine N1-acetyltransferase 1. The transcript has 6 exons. NCBI's taxonomy places the organism in Eukaryota, Metazoa, Chordata, Amphibia, Anura, Pelobatidae. The record is from RefSeq and is a predicted model, not a curated record. Gene Ontology annotation, cellular component: cytosol. Bases 201 to 716 code for a protein of 171 amino acids. Gene Ontology annotation, molecular function: N-acetyltransferase activity.